GUCCCGGGCCUGGGGGCGGCGCUGGCCCUGCUGGUAUUGCUACUGCCCGCCGGCUGCCCGGUGCGCGCGCAGAACGACACCGAGCCCAUCGUGCUAGAGGGCAAGUGCCUGGUGGUGUGCGACUCGAGUCCAUCGGCCGAUGGCGCCGUCACCUCCUCAUUGGGCAUCUCCGUGCGCUCGGGCAGCGCCAAGGUGGCCUUCUCCGCCACGCGCAGCACCAACCACGAACCCUCUGAGAUGAGCAACCGCACCAUGACCAUCUAUUUCGACCAGGUCUUAGUAAACAUUGGCAACCAUUUUGAUCUUGCCUCCAGCAUAUUUGUAGCACCAAGAAAAGGAAUCUAUAGUUUCAGCUUCCAUGUGGUGAAAGUCUAUAACAGACAGACCAUCCAGGUCAGUUUAAUGCAGAACGGGUACCCAGUGAUCUCAGCAUUUGCAGGCGACCAGGAUGUCACCAGAGAGGCAGCCAGCAAUGGUGUCCUGCUCCUCAUGGAAAGGGAAGACAAAGUGCAUCUGAAACUGGAGAGGGGCAAUCUCAUGGGGGGCUGGAAGUAUUCCACCUUCUCCGGCUUCUUGGUCUUUCCUCUAUAA
Molecule: messenger RNA, 591 nt
Organism: Chrysochloris asiatica (Cape golden mole)
Lineage: Eukaryota; Metazoa; Chordata; Mammalia; Afrosoricida; Chrysochloridae
Gene: CBLN2
Product: cerebellin 2 precursor
Exons: 3
Molecular function (GO): protein binding
Source: RefSeq, a predicted model, not a curated record